Molecule: messenger RNA, 830 nt
Organism: Branchiostoma floridae (Florida lancelet)
Lineage: Eukaryota; Metazoa; Chordata; Leptocardii; Amphioxiformes; Branchiostomatidae
Product: zinc finger protein 79-like
Exons: 2
Coding region: 90-830 (246 amino acids)
Biological process (GO): regulation of transcription by RNA polymerase II
Molecular function (GO): RNA polymerase II cis-regulatory region sequence-specific DNA binding; DNA-binding transcription factor activity, RNA polymerase II-specific
Source: RefSeq, a predicted model, not a curated record
AUCUGAAACAAGAAGAGCCUCUUCUACGUAUUCACAAGUGUUGCGAGUGCGACAAGGAGUUUCGUCACCUGAGUGCCUUGAAGAGGCACAUGCGGACUCACACUGGCGAGAAACCAUUUAGGUGUGAGGAGUGUAGCAGGCAGUUUAGUGAGCUGAGUCAUCUGAAAAGGCAUAUAAAGAGUCACACUGGUGAGAAGCCUUAUAGGUGCGAAGAAUGCGGAAAACAGUUUAGAGAGCUGGGUAAUCUAAAGAGGCAUAUGCGGACUCACACUGGUGAGAAACCUUACAAAUGUGAGGAGUGCAGUAAAGAGUUUAGUGUUCUGUGUAAUCUGAAGAAGCACAUGCAGACUCACGCUGGUGAGAGACCUUACAAAUGUGAGGAGUGCGGCAGACAGUUCAGUGUGCUGGGUAACCUGAAUGGCCACAUACGGACUCAUACCGGUGAGAAGCUGUAUGAGUGCGAUGACUGCAGCAAACGGUUCAGUGAGCUGUGUAAUUUGAAGAGUCACAUGCGGACUCAUACCGGAGAGAAGCCAUAUAGAUGCGAUGAAUGCAGCAAACAGUUUAGUCAGCUGUGUAAUCUAAAGAGGCAUAUGAAGACUCAUACCAGUGAGAAACCUUUCAAGUCCCAGAGCAAAGACAACCGCACCGCCCCUGAGAUUCCGGGCGGUGGAAACUUAGCACUGUCGGAGACGGACCGUGUGACACUACAAGAGUUGGUCGACUACCGUCUUCACCCAGAGGCUGUGAAACGGCAGAGGAAAACGAUGAACACUAAUAGGGCCGAGGCGUUCACAACCGUGUCCUUAAAGCUGUUCCUAAGUCCAUGA